This is a messenger RNA of Melampsora larici-populina 98AG31, 1518 nucleotides long. RefSeq lists its product as uncharacterized. NCBI's taxonomy places the organism in Eukaryota, Fungi, Basidiomycota, Pucciniomycetes, Pucciniales, Melampsoraceae. The record is from RefSeq and is a predicted model, not a curated record. Bases 1 to 1518 code for a protein of 505 amino acids. The transcript is spliced from 6 exons.
AUGCUUUCACCAAACCGAAGGGUAACACGUUCGACUCGAACGAAUAGGAAACACCGGACUUCAUUGACCAUAGCUCGGUCUGGUAAACGACCUCGCCAGGUGGUGGAUCCAGUCACUGUUGUUACUCAGGGUCCUGACGCCCCUCAACCUGGCACGAAUCACUUUCAAACCCCUUCUGCUACCCAUGCCACCGAAGAAGUCAACUUAUCGGAGAUCACAUUGCAAAACUAUCAUCAUUACAAGAAAUUUUGGCCUCUUGCUUGUAUUGAAGCUCAAUUAGCUCGGCAACGCUCGUCUAAUCAUCAAAUAAGUGCCGCGGUCAUCGCAGAGGGACAGGCGGUUCUGGAAAGCCUGAAUCACACUCUACAUAUGAUUGCAAUGGUCUCAGGCGUUGGCAUCACCAAAUUGAAAAGAUCACUAGGUUUGUUGGGUGGAACACACGGAGAGAACCCUUGGCAUCGCUGGUUAAGCUUUGCGAUUGAUGCAAAUAAACAUCCUAUGCCUCAACGAGGGGACCCAUUUGCUGCCAAGAUCCUAUCCCGACGCAACACCGCCAAUUCAGACGCUUAUCAAGCCCUGGACGAUGACAAGUAUGCUGUGUUCACUUCGAAUGUGUUCUACGCUCUAGGAGGUUACCCCGAUUACUCGGCCGUCACCAUCACGGAAGACUCUAACGUAUUUGGCGACAGCACCAUUCUGGUCCCCGAGAAAGUGGCCCGGGAUCGGGAGCUGAAUACACCAGCCGCAUCUGCUCAUAAGGAGGAGAAGCGGUCACUUCAGUGUAUGAAGAAGAUAGCGCAACAACUUGCACGCGACCACCAACUUUUUGGACUCGACUAUUAUAUCAUUGCUUGUAGCAAUAGUUCGUCAGGUGGUGGUUGGUGUCAAGAGUACACCUCUAGGGAUGAGAUGUCCCAGUGGGUUUCCACAAAGGCUGACCUACAACAUGUGUUUCCGCUUUAUUGUCAAAACGGAAACACAUUCAAAGAAAUUCAAUCAGUUGUGACUUCGAACAAUCCACCGGCAACAACUCACAAGGUCUCAAAUAAUCAAUCCGACAUUGAUAAGAAAACUCUCGGUGUGAAGUUAAAUGGCUUGUUGGAUAAACUCCUUGUUGAUGUUCCUAGUACAAGUAAGAGUAAGAUAUUCCCACGUGUUCCCGACCCAACUGCUGUCUUGAAGGCCCGCAACGUGGAAGUGGAACGUGCAGCGGAUUCUUUGAUGACAAAGGUGGAGUUUCAGAAGGGCUUUAAUGGGAUGGAUGCGAAGGGCCGACGUAACUGGAUAAGCGACAUUGAUAGUGGUAAGUUCAGGGUUAGGUUGACUGGGGCAAGUGCUAUUCAGGACAUUGCAACUGGGGCUAGUGUGACUCAAGUGAUUGUCUCGACUCAAGAGAUUGUUGCUGGGGCUAGUGGUACUCAAGGCGUUGGGGAAGGAGUGAUGGCAGUUGGUUUGGACACUGGGGUUGCUCAGGAUAGUCAGGAUAGACUUUCAAAUGCGGAAGUUACUUUGUUUUAG